AUGAACAAUUCUGCAACUCUCAUCCCUCCUGACCAAGUCAUCAUUGCCGCUAAGGGCAAUCACAUCACUGCUGGGGAUAUCUCUCACGCCUUAUUCUAUGCCAAUUCCUGGUUGUUGGCCAUGCGCCUCUAUGUUGACAAGAGUUUUGCCACUGACAUGCCUGGCUAUGCCGAAAUUUUUUACAUCUUGAUGAAAUGGGAGAUGGAGACCUUUGUAACCCCUUUCAUCAAUAUAUCUUUUCUCACCCGGUUGUCUGCUGUCAUUCCCUACCUUCUCAAGGGGGUGCUUGCAAUCAUGACUGCACACACAUUGGUGGACUGGCGACCGGAUGUUGAUGCUAUCCUGCAGGAUAUCAAGGCAUUGCGCCUGUCUGUUGAUUCCAACGCAUGCGAUGACUAUGACAUUGCUCAUAUGCCGGACUACUUCAAUGACUGGUGGAAGGAAAGUCUUGGUUCUUGCCGGGUGUCUGAUAUGUUGCCAAAGUCAUCCAUCCAAGAUGUGAUGGAUUUGGUUGGAUUUCACUGUUCACAACUCGUCCGGCCUGCUCCCAUAUAUUCUUCAGGGCCCGGAUCCGCUGCCAGACACAACCGGUUCAACAUCUCUUGUGCAGUGCCACAAGACGCCAAUUGGGAGAGAGUUGCUGGAUAUAUUACAGGGAAGGAUGAAGAAUCUUAG
Molecule: messenger RNA, 675 nt
Organism: Suillus paluster
Lineage: Eukaryota; Fungi; Basidiomycota; Agaricomycetes; Boletales; Suillaceae
Exons: 3
Coding region: 1-675 (224 amino acids)
Source: RefSeq, a predicted model, not a curated record